AUGGGGGGUGCCGUGCCGCUUCGGGCGCGCCUGACCGCCAUAUUCGGCGCGUUGGUGCUCGCGCCCGAUACGAUGCUCCUUCGCCUGUCCGCGUUCGAGUCCAGCUCCGAAUGGCUCGGGUCCUGGGGGAUCGUCUUCUACCGCGCGUGGGGCCGCCUCGUCUUCAUCCCGCUCAUGUACGUCCUCGCGAACGGUGGGAGGUCGGCCGCGUAUCUCGACGCGGUCAGGGCGCUCGGAGCCAAGCGCCUGUGGCGGGGCGCGGCGCUUUACAUGGUCCAGAACGUCGCGUUCAUCGUCGCCGCGAACAUGACGUACAUCGCGUCGGUCCUGUCCAUCGUCGCCACGGGCCCGCUCUGCUCCGCGCUGUUCAGCAGGCUGCUCCUCGAGGAAAAAGUACCGACGCACACGUGGCUCGCGUCGCUCGCGUGCGUGGGAUGGGUGCUGCUGAUAUUCGCCGACGCCCUGGAGAGCGGCGGCGAGACCAGGCACGUCGUGGGCACGUCCGUGGCGCUCCUGGUACCCGUGGGAACCGGGGCGUAUUGGACGUUUUGUAAGGCGAACCCCGACGCGGACAUGGUCCCGGCGCUGUCCACCUCGGGACUCCUCGGUCAAACCCUGGCGCUGGCGGUCGUGUUCACGGCGGAUGCGCGAAGCGGGGACGGCGGCGGGUACGGCCGCGUCGCGCCGCUCGUCCCGGUCACCGACGACGGCGGCGUCGCGGUGACCGCGCUCGUGUGUCAGUGCGUCCUGGUCGCGGCGGCGUUUAUGUUUUUGACCAUCGGCGCGAAGGACGUCCCAUCCGCCGAGGUGUCGCUCUACCUGCUGAUGGAGCUGCCGAUUGCGACGUUGUUGGUGUGGUGGGCGACGGGGGAGACGCCGCCGUGGCAGGUGUUCGUGGGCGCCGCGGGUCUGUUGUGCACCAUGGGCGUCGAGUCGUGGAUCGGGAUAACCGAGUCGAGACGGGAGAGCGCGGCGGAGAUGGAAGUCGCGGAGGUGGAGGCCGCGUGA
Messenger RNA from Micromonas commoda, 1008 nucleotides. RefSeq lists its product with no specific name. The record is from RefSeq and is a predicted model, not a curated record. Lineage: Eukaryota; Viridiplantae; Chlorophyta; Mamiellophyceae; Mamiellales; Mamiellaceae. The transcript has a single exon. Bases 1 to 1008 code for a protein of 335 amino acids.